UCUUCAUAAGCAUCAUCAGGCAUCUCUCUCUCUCUCUCACUCUGAGUGAACCAGAACAUAGUAAGUUGAUCAGUGGCAGUGCAAUAAAAACGAGGGGGUGAGUAGAGAUAGCUGUCAUCGGGAAGGAAAGGGUCUCAGACUCUCAGUAGAACUUGCAGAAGCGCACGUUAACCCCGCGUGCAACCUACUGUACAUCUUGACUCUAUUCUCUCUCUCUCUGUCUCUUAUUGCUAUGCAAGAUCUCACACGGAGAGAGGGAGAGUGAAAGGGAGAGAUAUUACUGUAUGUGCACAGGAACAAAAAGAAAGAAAAUACCAUUUCCAAGAGAGUCUCUACCCUUGACAGGCCAGCCACGGAGGAAAAACCUUUAUUUCUCUGACAACGCCCUUUGCUCUCAGGAUUUUCUGUAAACAGACCGAGAGUUUUGGCUUGAAAACCGGGAGUAAUCUUUUGGGAGAUUGUAAUUUUUAUAGACAAGUGUAUGACUGAUCACUGAAAGUGAUGAAUGUGGGUUUUUAGAGAGAGAGAGAGAGAGUAUGGAAGGAGGAGCUAAUAGUAGUGGAACUUCUUGUUUGAUGGGCUUCGAGGGAAACAAAAUAAUGAUGCCUCUAAUGAAUUCUGUUGUAGAGGCAAAUAAUAAGCUGUUUCAUCCUCUACCUUUGAGCGGCAAUUCCUGUGGUCAAAAGACCUCUGCUUUAAUGUCCGAGGAAGAUUAUGGCAAUCGCAUGGAGGCCAACAAUAGUUGUAUGAGGGCUAAGAUUAUGGCUCAUCCUCUCUUCCCUCGCCUCUUGGCCGCUUAUGUCAAUUGUCAAAAGGUUGGGGCACCUCCUGAAGUGGUGGCUAGGUUAGAAGACGCCUAUGCUAAUUUUGAGGCUGCCAUGGGCGGUAGGCCAAGAUCAAAUUGCAUAGGUCGGGAUCCUGGACUGGACCAGUUCAUGGAAGCCUAUUGUGAGAUGCUCACCAAGUACGAGCAAGAACUCUCUAAACCCUUCAAAGAGGCCAUGCUUUUCUUCUCAAGGAUCGAGUGCCAGCUCAAAGCCCUCACAAUUUCUUCGUCAGAUUCCGGCGGUCGAAGUGGAUCUUCUGAGGAAGAGGUUGAUGUGAAUGACAAAGUAAUAGAUCCUCAAGUUGAAGAUCAAGAACUGAAAGUUCAGCUUCUGCGCAAGUACAGUGGAUAUCUGGGAAGUCUCAAGAAAGAAUUUCUGAAAAAGAAAAAAAAUGGAAAGUUGCCAAAGGAAGCUCGGCAGCAGUUGCUGGACUGGUGGAGCAGACAUUACAAGUGGCCAUAUCCAUCGGAGUCCCAGAAGGUGGCACUUGCAGAAUCAACCGGUCUAGAUUUGAAACAGAUAAAUAACUGGUUCAUCAAUCAGAGGAAACGCCAUUGGAAUCCUUCGGAGGAUAUGCAAUUUGUUGUGAUGGAUGCAACUCAUCCCCACUACUAUAUGGACAAUGUUAUGUGCAAUCCCCUUCCAAUGGAUUGCACAGCUAUGCUCCUUUGAUGAUAUUUUUCCUAGCUAUCGCUGUAAUAUUAAUGCAACUUAAUUGUUUUAUCAAACUCCAGUACUUUAUAUUCAAGCGCUUAAAAACUGCCUAAUAUUCCAGUGCAGGUGUCAAAUUUACCUCCAUUCAUAUAUAGGGCCGCCUUGUAGUAGUGGGCAUGCCAGCCUG
Molecule: messenger RNA, 1668 nt
Organism: Juglans regia (Persian walnut)
Lineage: Eukaryota; Viridiplantae; Streptophyta; Magnoliopsida; Fagales; Juglandaceae
Product: homeobox protein SBH1-like
Exons: 4
Coding region: 537-1499 (320 amino acids)
Biological process (GO): regulation of DNA-templated transcription
Cellular component (GO): nucleus
Molecular function (GO): DNA binding
Source: RefSeq, a predicted model, not a curated record